AUGUCGUCAUCAGCAUCAUCAGCACCACGAAAAUCAGGACAUGUAAAGUUCUUUAAUUCGACCAAGGGAUACGGAUUUAUCAUUCCUGCGGAAGAAUCAGGAAGCCCAGUCGUCGAAGUAUUUGUACACCACACAGCCAUCAAUGGUGAAGGAUUCAAAAGUCUUGCCGAGGUCGAAUACGAUUUGAUCCAGGGACCUAAAGGAAUGCAAGCUGCCAAUGUAUCAGGCCCAGGGGGAGCACCAGUACAAGGUGAUCCAAAUGCACGACGACCUUAUCAACAACAACGUCGAAAUGGUUACAGCAACAAAUACAUCACGGGAGAUGGUCAAUACCCACCAGGAGGAUAUGCUGUGUAUGGAAUGAUUCCAGGUGCGCCUUAUGGCUAUGCCAUGUAUCCUGCCGCUGCCUAUCCUCACCCUUCGGCAUUUGGUUAUUUCAACGCAACCCAAGGUGGUCAGCCAAUGUAUGCUUAUCACCCUCCUCCUCAGCAACAGCAGCAGCAACCACCCACACCUCAUCAACAACAUCAACAACAACUACAACAGCAGCAGCAGCAACAGCAGCAACAGCUACCUACAAAUAAUAAUGCUCCAUCAUCGCCAUCAUCGCCUUCUAUGGCACCCAUGGUUGCCAUGUAUUAUCCAUACCCACCACAUCAGCCUUACUUUGGUCCUUCGGUUGCACCGCCAACCACUGGAUUGACAUCAACAUCAUCAUCAUCAUCCACAUCCAAUCAGACCAAUAAUACUACAUCACGGGAAUUGGAUACAACAAUGUUGCUGGCACAAACGCAUCAAGCUACUACUACUGCUCCAGAGAAUGAGGAACAACAUCAACCAUCAUCAUCGUCGGCCACUGCCGACCCGCCUCAUUGA
Molecule: messenger RNA, 876 nt
Organism: Lichtheimia ornata
Lineage: Eukaryota; Fungi; Mucoromycota; Mucoromycetes; Mucorales; Lichtheimiaceae
Exons: 5
Coding region: 1-876 (291 amino acids)
Biological process (GO): regulation of gene expression
Molecular function (GO): nucleic acid binding
Source: RefSeq, a predicted model, not a curated record